Messenger RNA from Aplysia californica (California sea hare), 2471 nucleotides. Its product is annotated as centrosomal protein of 76 kDa. The transcript is spliced from 12 exons. NCBI's taxonomy places the organism in Eukaryota, Metazoa, Mollusca, Gastropoda, Aplysiida, Aplysiidae. The coding region runs from base 108 to 2084 and encodes 658 amino acids. The record is from RefSeq and is a predicted model, not a curated record.
UGAAUGAUACCUUGUGUUUGUGCCGCUAGUGUUGUUGGCCAAACUGAUGUUUCAAGGAAAAUAGUCGGAGUAACUUGGAGAAUAUAAAUUUGAGGACACUCUGAAUCAUGGCUUUACCACCAGAAAAGAUUGCUGAGCUCAAGCAAAUAAUUCAUUCUCAGAUUUCGCAGAUGGACAUCCAAAGUCAAAUUCGCAAUGUGAUUUCCAACAUUUCCGCUAAUCAUAAUGGACAUGAUGAAGACCUUAGUGAGGCUGAUGUCAUGGCACAACUGCGGCAACGUGGAGUGGUAGAUGAAAUCAUGAGGCACAUCCAAGUUGAUGGAGCACAGGGGGGUAGACCAGCGGCACAUUUUGCUGACACAAAUAGCCAUGUGAACCAGCCUCCUUCUAAAAAAGCUAAUAUUGACCCGUCGCGGCGUUACAUUUACUUCAUGGUGCAAGGAGGGAAGGCAUUCCUUGAACACUUGGAGGAUCCAAAUGCCCUCCCAGGUCAAAAGGUCGCUGCAUACUUCACUUUGCACAUCUACUACAGAAACCAGAGGUACAGGUCCCGACCUGUGCCUUGUGCUGUGGAGCCAGAGUUUGAUGAGGGCUUUUUGCUGGAACUACACAAGGGUGAAGCUGGAGAGGCUGGCAAAAUGGCUGACUUUCCAUCUAUGCUGUCGUUAAGUGACCCCAUUCACAUGGUGCUGGUCAAAACAGAUGCUGUAGGGGAAACCACUCUUUUAUCUUCUCACUUCUUUGAAUGGCGGCCACUGCUGACUGCUAAACAAGGUCAAAUGAAAACCUCCAUUGAGAUGAUGGGCACAGGAAACGAAGCUCGUGUGCCUGUCGGAGUGUUGGAGGUUCAGAUGGAGUUGUUCCCUCGGCCAGGCCAGGCCCUCGAGGAGAAUGUUGUCCGUGCCCAGCUGGACAUGGAGCGCAGCCGCCAGGCUGAUCGGGAGCGUUUGUUCCUGGUCUACGCCAAGCAGUGGUGGAAGGAGUACUUGCAGAUCAGGGAGUCUCAUCAGGAGAGGCUGGUCAAGAUGUUUGCUCAGGAUGAGAACGGAGUGAAGCGCCCAGUGUCAUCGUACGUGAAGCCUUUCAGAGCCGGUCGGUUGCUAGAUACUCCUCGUGAGGCUGCGAGGUUUGUCUCUUUGAUGCACCAUGAAAAGCUGCAAACACUUGGCGGAGGCGACCGGGUGGAGCAGUGGACCAACUUGCAUUCCUUUUUGUGCCGCAACAGAGGGGACUGUGAAGACCAUGCCAUUCUUCUGUGUUGCCUCCUGCUGGGCUUUGGCCUGGACGCCUACAUCUGUGUCGGGACAAAGGUCAAAGGGUCAGUGCAUGCCUGGGUCAUGACAGUCAGUGCUGAUGGACUCAUCACUUUCUGGGAAAGUUUAAAUGGACACAGAUAUAUACAUCAUGCCAUUGAUCCCAAUGGCCCGCCCAUGGCCAAGGCUGAAAGGCCAAAAUACCCGUACAAGACUGUGGGGUGUGUGUUCAACCACACAUCUUUUUAUGCCAACAGUCAGGCAUCUGACCAUGUGGAAGUGUGUCGCUUUGACCUCCACAAUGAAGCCCACUGGAAGUCCAUGUCUCAGGACGCCAUUGUCUCGGUUUGUGGGCCAGGAGCAUGCCCCCAGUGGCCCGUCCCCCCUCCCUUGAGUCCAUCUGUCCUCGAUUCUGCCCUGGUCAGCAACGAUUUAGAGCAACAACUCCGAGUGUUAGUCAUGGAGCAUCGGCGGGACCUGGGUUUGACCACACAGUGGGAUGACCAACUCAGCUACAUUCUCAGUCCAGCUCUAGCGGCCUAUGAAGUGGAGAGAGUCACUGGUAUAACUGCGGGCAACGAAGAAUUCCAGGAUGCCGUGAGACAAGCUGUACCUGACGGGCAGACUUUCAAAGGUUAUCCCAUACAGUUCACACAUAGAAACGCUCGGAAAGCCUUCACCACUUGCCUGAGGUCUCCUGUGUGUGAUGAGAUCAUCAACUGUCGCGGGGACAAAGUGAGGCUAGCGGUGCGAGUUCGAGUCUUCCCUUACCCAGAAUCAGCCUGUGCCACGUGGAUUAUGUUUGCCUGUAAAUACAAGUCUGUAGUGUGAGGAGAUUUUGUUCCCUUUUUAUUGGUAAGAAUCUAUGAAUUUGUAUUUUAUCGGCAGGGUAAUGCCUGUAGUACUUCCUGUAACUUGUCACUCGAAUAGAGGGGGAUCUGAACUGGACAUCCAGCAGUUUAGAUACCAAGGGACAGUUUGAAUUUCUUUUGUAAAUAUUCCUUGAAUGAAAGAGUAAGCAAAGGGUUGUGCGUUCUAAAGUGCCGGCAGAACUUGUGUGUUGCCUUUGUUGUUUCACAAAAUUUCCAUUUCUCAAUAAUGCUGGGAUUUUUACAAUAUAUAAACUCAUCCCAAUUUUUUGGCCCAGAAUUGUUUUGAGCUUUCAAAGUUAUUGAUUUUAGAAUGGAAUGAUGCAAUGUGAUUUCGAGUGAAAAGAGA